Gastrolobium bilobum is the source of this 1443-nucleotide messenger RNA. Its product is annotated as FKBP12-interacting protein of 37 kDa-like. Gene Ontology annotation, biological process: regulation of alternative mRNA splicing, via spliceosome. Lineage: Eukaryota; Viridiplantae; Streptophyta; Magnoliopsida; Fabales; Fabaceae. The record is from RefSeq and is a predicted model, not a curated record. The coding region runs from base 112 to 1146 and encodes 344 amino acids. Gene Ontology annotation, cellular component: nucleus. The transcript has 14 exons.
UCAAGAAACAGUGAAGGGAGGGUGCAUUGGAAUUUAGAAAAUCAACAUAUUUCGCACUCCGAGCGUUAAUUCCUUGUACUAGCUCUCGAUUUUCUAGGGUUUUUGAAGUCGAUGGCUUCCCCUACUCAUUUCGACGAUGACUUUGAUUUUGGAGGCGGAUUUGGCGGAACGCAUUCAGAAAUUGAUGCUAGAAGGAAUAAGAGAUCGUCUCCCGACUAUGACGAAGAAGAUUACGACAACGAUCCUUUCCGACACAAGAAGGCUAAAUCAAAAGCUGAAGAAGCUGCUUCUGGUGUCACAACCGGAAUGAUCUUGUCUCUUCGCGAGAGUCUUCAGAACAGUAAGGAUAUGCUUGCCACAUGUCAAAAUGAACUUGAGGCUGCAAAAUCUGAAAUUCAGAAAUGGCACUCUUCAUUUCAACAUGAACCUUUCAUACCUUCUGGGACCACUGCAGCACCCAAAUUUGUGAUUAAUUAUCUUCAAGCUCUGAAAUCAUCUGAAGAGUCUUUAAGAGAGCAGCUCGAAAAGGCAAAGAAAAAGGAAGCCGCAUUCAUUGUAACGUUUGCGAAACGUGAACAAGAGAUAGCAGAGUUGAAGUCUGCUGUACGGGACCUGAAAGCUCAGCUCAAGCCGGCAUCAAUGCAGGCAAGGAGGUUGUUACUAGAUCCAGCUAUUCAUGAAGAGUUUACACGAUUAAAGAAUUUAGUUGAAGAAAAGGACAAAAAAGUAAAGGAGUUGCAAGAUAACAUUUCUGCUGUAAAUUUUACUCCUCAAAGCAAGAUGGGGAAGAUGCUGAUGGCUAAGUGUAGAACCCUGCAGGAGGAAAAUGAGGAGAUUGGGAAUCAAGCUUCUGAGGGCAAGAUGCAUGAAUUAGCAUUGAAACUUUCAUUGCAAAAAUACCAGAAUGCAGAACUCAGAAGUCAAUUUGAAGGGUUGCAGAAGCAUAUGGAUGGAUUGACGAAUGAUGCAGAAAGAUCCAAUGAAAUGAUUCUUAUGUUGCAAGAUAAAUUGGAAGAUAAGGAUCAGGAGAUUCAAAGACUGAAAGAUGAGUUGCAACAAAAAAGCUUCAUGGAGGACGAGAGAACAGAUGCAGCAUCUAAUAGGAAAGAUAUUGAUGAAAUCAUUCCUGCCGAAGAUGCUAGCUAAUAUCGGUAACGGUUGGUUCAUUGUUUAGUUGCAACAAAAAAGCUUCAUGGAGGACGAGAGAACAGAUGCAGCAUCUAAUAGGAAAGAUAUUGAUGAAAUCAUUCCUGCCGAAGAUGCUAGCUAAUAUCGGUAACGGUUGGUUCAUUGUUUAGUUCUUAAGGAUAGUUGUAUAUUCUUGUAUUAAAUUCAAUUUAUAAUUCGAAUUUUUCUUGUCAAAUGUGCAAUUGUGAAUGUGCACGAGGAAUGGUUUUGCUGCUGCCCAGUACGUAUGGGGGAUUACAGUCCUCGUUGCUUCUA